Ailuropoda melanoleuca (giant panda) is the source of this 1600-nucleotide messenger RNA. It is a transcript of the gene PEX7, whose product is annotated as peroxisomal biogenesis factor 7. Gene Ontology annotation, cellular component: cytosol; peroxisomal matrix. Bases 26 to 1183 code for a protein of 385 amino acids. Gene Ontology annotation, molecular function: protein binding. The record is from RefSeq and is a predicted model, not a curated record. NCBI's taxonomy places the organism in Eukaryota, Metazoa, Chordata, Mammalia, Carnivora, Ursidae. The transcript is spliced from 10 exons. Gene Ontology annotation, biological process: protein import into peroxisome matrix.
UCGCCUUGUUUUGCCCCAAACAAAAAUGGACUCCGUCGGAGUCAAGGCCCUUUCCUUUGCGGACCAAUCGAAAUCUAGCAUUCAGGGCUCCGGUUUCCUCACUUCCGCCUCGUCUUCCUGGGUCUCUAUCUUGACGAGUCGGGACGGUCCGCUUCCGAGUCGAACCGCUGUGGCGGCGCCAGGGCGGCGAGGCCCGGAGGCGGCGGGCGGGAUGAGCGGGGCGCGCUGCGGAGCGGCGCGGACGCUGCGGGUGCCGGGCCGCCACGGUUACGCGGCCGAGUUCUCCCCGUACCUGCCGGGCCGGCUAGCCUGCGCCACAGCCCAGCACUACGGCAUCGCGGGCUGUGGGACCCUUCUAAUAUUGGAUCAAAAUGAAUCUGGGCUUAGACUUUUUAGAAGCUUUGACUGGAACGAUGGUUUGUUUGACGUGACCUGGAGUGAGAAUAAUGAACAUGUCCUGGUUACUUGUAGUGGUGAUGGCUCGCUGCAGCUCUGGGACACGGCCAAGGCCGUGGGGCCCCUGCAGGUCUACAAGGAGCACACUCAGGAGGUCUAUAGUGUUGAUUGGAGCCAAACGAGAGGUGAACAGCUUGUGGUGUCUGGCUCAUGGGAUCAGACUGUCAAACUGUGGGAUCCAACUGUUGGAAAGUCUCUGUGCACCUUUAGAGGCCAUGAAAGUGUCAUUUAUAGCACAAUCUGGUCUCCCCACAUCCCUGGUUGUUUUGCCUCGGCCUCAGGUGAUCAGACUCUGAGAAUCUGGGAUGUGAAGUCAACAGGAGUCAGAAUUGUGGUUCCAGCACAUCAUGCAGAAAUUUUGAGCUGUGAUUGGUGUAAAUACAAUGAGAACUUGCUGGUGACCGGGGCAGUGGAUUGUAGUUUGAGAGGCUGGGACUUGAGGAAUGUACGGCAGCCAGUGUUCGAACUUCUUGGUCACACCUACGCUGUUAGGAGAGUGAAAUUUUCACCAUUUCAUGCUUCCAUUCUGGCCUCUUGCUCCUAUGAUUUCACUGUAAGAUUCUGGAACUUUUCAAAACCUGACCCUCUUCUUGAAACAGUGGAACAUCAUACGGAGUUUACUUGUGGUUUAGACUUAAGUCUUCAGAGUCCUACUCAGGUGGCUGAUUGUGCUUGGGACGAAACAAUAAAGAUAUAUGAUCCUGUUUGCCUUACUAUGCCUGCUUGAGAUGUACUCUUCCAGUCAGAAGCAAAGAAGACUGGCUGAGAGCUACUUAACAGGAAAUAAAUGAACUAUCGAUAACAUAGAUAUUAUGCUUUUAUGUGCUAUUCAGAUUUCAAAUUUUAAAAAUUUACCCUGGAAUCAUUUUGAGGCAGCUGAUAAAGACUUUGGCUCACUAUUUAAGCCUGGUACAUAAGCCAUAUUUCUUAAAGUCCCAAGGAAUAAUUGACGUUAUGGUACCUCUUGUAGUGUCUCUUGAAAUGUAAUCUGUGUAUUGUAAAAUGGAUUCAAAUAUGGGAGAUCUGUAGAUUAUAUUGAUAGUGAUAUAUUUCAUUUUUAAUUUUUCAUUUUUGAUGUAAAAUACAAUCACUGCUGUUGGUAAAAAUUAAAAUAAACUGCAUCUCUUGAUUACUUAUGAAGUUA